CUUCCGCCGCCGCCGCGGCUGCCUCGUUGAUCCCUGAGUGGCGGCGUCUUCGUCUACCUCUCUGCACUAUGUCCGGCGGCCUUCUGAAGGCGCUGCGCAGCGACUCCUACGUGGAGUUGAGCCAGUACCGGGACCAGCACUUCCGGGGUGACAAUGAAGAACAGGAAAAAUUACUGAAGAAGAGCUGUACGUUGUAUGUUGGAAAUCUUUCCUUUUACACAACUGAAGAACAAAUCUAUGAACUUUUCAGUAAAAGUGGUGACAUAAAGAAAAUCAUUAUGGGCCUGGAUAAGAUGAAGAAGACAGCAUGUGGGUUCUGCUUUGUGGAAUAUUAUUCAAGAGCAGAUGCAGAAAAUGCCAUGAGGUACAUAAAUGGAACUCGUCUGGAUGACCGGAUCAUUCGCACAGACUGGGACGCAGGCUUUAAGGAGGGCAGGCAGUAUGGCCGUGGGCGAUCUGGGGGCCAGGUACGAGAUGAGUAUCGUCAGGACUAUGACGCUGGGAGAGGAGGCUAUGGAAAACUGGCCCAAAACCAGUGAGUGGUGAGAGCCCCAUCAUGAAAACUCAGUCCUUUGGCCUGUUCAAUUUGCCAUGCAUUACCCAAGGUCUACAAACCUGUCCACUUGUACCAUGCUUUGAUCAAGGUCUCUUCUGAGCUGGAAGCCUUUUCCUGGUUUUCCUUUGAAAACUAUUAAAGGACAGAAUCCAAAAGAAUGCCUUUAAAUCUAUAGUCUUACAAUCUUGGCCAUGUGUCAGGUUACCAGGUCAGAAUUUGUGUUCCAUGGCAACAGAUUCGAUCUAUGAUGUUGAUCUGUCAGCCCCAAACACCACACUUCUUUUAGGAAGAUGGAAAAAUUUUUAAAUGGAUAGUACGAUCACAGUCUACAUUGGGGCCUGGAAUUAUUAAAAAUCAGGUUUGCAGGAGAUAAAAUGUAAUAAAUGGGGCUUUGCUGUGUUGUACAGCUUUGUUCUGUUUAGAAGUCUGACAACUACAUUUGUUUCUGGGUUGAGUUCUAAUCUCUAAAGGCAAAUUUAGGAGUCAGGGCAACUUCCUAAAUUGUUGGAGCAAAAGUAAGCCUUAGACUGUAAGCCAGGGGAUACCACCAGCUUAUAUGCUAUAUGUAUUAAGACUUGAGUAUUUAUUAUUUUAUACAUUUUUCAAAAGAUGUGUUUUACUUAGAGCUACAGAAGGGUUUAUGCGUCAGACUGAUUUGUUUUCAGAAUGAUGUUAGGAAUGGACUGGGUUUAAAAAGGGCUUGAAGAUCAAGAGAACACAUAACAAGAACAAUCAGAAUUGCUUCCCUCAGGAAAUGUGUUUUGGCUAAUUCUCAUACUGAAGUCUGUCUUGUUUUUUCCUUAAUUGUGCUUACGGAGUGUCAGAGCCUGGACAGGGAGCUGAUGGUUUCUUUAGAGAAGGGAGUCUACAAAACUUAUUUUGUAUUCAUAAGGCAUAAGUUGAUUUCUCUAAUGUAACUGUUAGUCUAAUAUAAUUUUCCCUGACAUAUAAGUGAAAUUUUCUCAUCUAUCAACAAAGUAUCUCCUAACUUCUAAGGUUUGUGAGAGUUGGAGAUGAAGUACCUUAAUAGGAACAUCUUUCACAUUAAAGUAUAGGUUCUCUCAUUAAGUUCAAGUUGAUUACUUGGAUUAAGAGCUAUGACUAGCUGUAAGUGCAGAUGUUUAAUGAAGACAUAACACUUCAUUUGAAAUAUUUCUUUUACGCUGUACUUUGAAUUAACGUAUUUUAUAAUGUUGUAGUAAAACGUAACUCAGAUUUCCACAGA
Lynx canadensis (Canada lynx) is the source of this 1781-nucleotide messenger RNA. It is a transcript of the gene NCBP2, whose product is annotated as nuclear cap binding protein subunit 2. The coding region runs from base 69 to 539 and encodes 156 amino acids. Gene Ontology annotation, cellular component: nuclear cap binding complex. The transcript is spliced from 4 exons. Lineage: Eukaryota; Metazoa; Chordata; Mammalia; Carnivora; Felidae. The record is from RefSeq and is a predicted model, not a curated record. Gene Ontology annotation, biological process: mRNA cis splicing, via spliceosome. Gene Ontology annotation, molecular function: RNA cap binding.